Triticum dicoccoides is the source of this 1055-nucleotide messenger RNA. RefSeq lists its product as uncharacterized. The record is from RefSeq and is a predicted model, not a curated record. The transcript has a single exon. Gene Ontology annotation, biological process: defense response to other organism. The coding region runs from base 222 to 845 and encodes 207 amino acids. Lineage: Eukaryota; Viridiplantae; Streptophyta; Magnoliopsida; Poales; Poaceae. Gene Ontology annotation, cellular component: plasmodesma; plasma membrane.
GCGAUUGCCAUGUCCGCUCUUGAGUAUUUCCGGAUAAAAUACUGAGACUAGGCUGGUAUGAACAAAGACCACAACUAGGUGUAUUUUAGUUCCUCCCAGUCCAUAAGUACCCCACUCAAGACCCAGAGUUCAAAUUACGAAGUCAAUGCCAGCAAGCUCCAACACCCUUCCCCAUCCAACGCCCUCCGGCUCCAAGAUCUGAAUCAAGAAACCCACCGGCGAUGGGGCUGUGCGACUGCUUGGGCGAGUGCUGGGACGACUGCAAGUGGGCAUUAGCGUGCAUCGCCGCCGUCGUCGCUGUCAUCAUCAUCGUCGUCAUGGUCGCCGCCUACAGCUUCGCCGUCCAGCCCUCCAUCACCGUCGAGGACGCCUCGCUGACCAGGUUCGCGCUGGCGACCUCCCCGGUGACCUCGCUCGGGUACAACCUCUCUCUGAAGCUCGUCGUCCGCAACCGCAACUGGGCGACGACCAUGAAGAACACGGAGCCGCUGGAGGCGGCGUACAAGUUCGACGGGCAGCAGUUCGAGCGCGUGCAGGUCGCCGACAAGGGCGACAAGCACGGCCCCAGGAAGACCCGGGUGUACCGCCUCGACUCGGGCUCGGACAGCGCCUACGCGGCGCUGGGCAACGCCGGCGUCGCCGCGUACAGGGAGCAGAACAAGACCGGGGAGUUCGAGCUGGAGGUGGCGGUCACCGGCGAGGUGCGGUACACGCUGCAGCUGAAGAAGAACAAGCUGGCGGGUACCUGCAAGCUCAAGCUGAAGCUCGACUCGCCGGCGACGGCCGCCGUGGUGUUCGAGAAGGUGAAAUGCAAGCUCGAGAAGGAGAAGAAGGACAAGGAGUAGUUAAUUUGCUAGCUCCUUUGUACUGUAUGGUUUUCAUCCAAAGUUCCAAGCAAUCUAUGGUGGCCGGUUGCCAACUCGCCAUAUCGAGUAGUUGUAGUACUUCUCAAUUUAUUUUAUUCCUUCCUUACCCUUAUGUAAACAUAUUUUCGAUGGUGAAUCUUGGUUGCUAGUGUUUGAAAUUUACAUGUGCUAUGUUUCCCCAUUUUUUUG